CACUUGUCGCAACUUUGUUCUUGGGGAGAAAGAAAGCCCGGUUUUACAAUUCUUCUGUCUUCAUCUUUCCCAAUCAGUCUCUCACUCUCUCGGCUGUCCCGUACACAAAAAAAAAACCCCCCAAAACACGAAUCAAAGCAAAUCCAAACGAGUCCGAAGCAAUGAGUCGUGGAAGCGGAGGUGGCUACGAUCGUCACAUCACGAUUUUCUCACCCGAAGGCCGCCUCUUUCAAGUGGAGUAUGCUUUUAAGGCUGUAAAAGCUUCUGGAAUUACCUCGAUUGGUGUACGAGGCAAGGACUCAGUUUGUGUGGUGACUCAGAAGAAGGUUCCGGACAAGCUUUUGGAUCAGACGAGUGUCACGCAUCUCUUUCCCAUCACUAAGUAUCUUGGGUUGUUGGCUACUGGCAUGACUGCGGAUGCGAGAACCUUGGUUCAACAAGCAAGAAACGAAGCAGCUGAGUUUCACUUCAAAUAUGGAUAUGAGAUGCCUGUGGAUGUAUUGGCUAAGUGGAUUGCUGACAAAUCACAAGUCUACACGCAACAUGCUUAUAUGAGACCACUCGGAGUUGUCGCUAUGGUUUUGGGUAUUGAUGAUGAAUAUGGCCCUCGACUCUACAAAUGUGACCCAGCAGGCCAUUUCUUUGGUCACAAGGCCACAAGUGCUGGAUUGAAAGAGCAGGAGGCAAUUAAUUUCUUGGAGAAGAAGAUGAGGAAUGAUCCUGCAUUUACGUACGAGGAGACUGUUCAGACUGCAAUUUCAGCCUUGCAAUCAGUUCUACAAGAGGAUUUCAAAGCUAAUGAGAUUGAGGUUGGAGUGGUGAGGCAGGAGAAUCUGGUCUUCAGAGUAUUAUCCAUGGAGGAGAUCGAUGAGCACUUGACUGCCAUAAGUGAGCGUGACUGAGAAUGAGCAACAUCUGAAACCAUCUGGAGGAAUAGCUAGAUUCUGCUUGGAUGUUGGAUGCUUUUUAGUUUUCUUUUUUUGUUAUCGUGAAUCAUGAAACGUGUUAUCGAGGAUUUUUCCAUGAGCUUACUGCUAUUUGGAAAUGCUUUCAUAAUCAAAGAUUCAAAAAGCCCUUCAAAUUC
Juglans microcarpa x Juglans regia is the source of this 1084-nucleotide messenger RNA. Its product is annotated as proteasome subunit alpha type-6-like. Bases 162 to 902 code for a protein of 246 amino acids. Gene Ontology annotation, cellular component: proteasome core complex, alpha-subunit complex; proteasome core complex; nucleus. Lineage: Eukaryota; Viridiplantae; Streptophyta; Magnoliopsida; Fagales; Juglandaceae. The transcript is spliced from 9 exons. The record is from RefSeq and is a predicted model, not a curated record. Gene Ontology annotation, biological process: ubiquitin-dependent protein catabolic process.